AUGGCCUUCAGAGGAGUGUCCGAGAAGAAGAUUGUGUUUACAGAUGAUGAUUUGAUCAACCACAAUCUGCAGCCUUCCCAGUUCCUGUCCGGGUUCCUGAUGGAGCUUUUGGAGAGAGAGGAUUCUGCCCGGUGUGUGGUGUACACAUUCCCACACCUCACCAUCCAAGAGUUUGUAGCUGCAGUCGCACAAUUCCUGAAUCCAUAUCCCGGGGAUAUCCUGAUAUUCCUCAAUGAAGCCCACAACACGACAGAUGGACGAUUUGAGGUAUUUCUUCGUUUUGUUGCUGGUCUCUCCUCCCCAAUGACAGCUCGGGGCCUGGAAGAGUUUCUGGGUCCAUUUCCUCAUGAAACAACCUGCCAGGUGAUUGACUGGGUGAAGAAGAAGGUUAAACACCAGAGUUCAAACACAGAGAGUGAAGCUGGUAAAAGGAGCCUCCUGAACACAUUGCACUAUCUGUUUGAGUCUCAGAAUCUUGGACUGGCUCAGGCCACACUGGAAUCAAUGGAAUCACUUUCAUUCCGUGGAAUGACACUGACCCCGAUUGACUGCGCGGUCCUGUCUUAUGUCAUCGGACUCCGUGACACAAUAAAACACCUCGACCUGGAGUACUGCCUUGUUCAGAGUGAAGGAAUCCAGCGGCUGGGACCCAGGCUGCACAAGUGCCAGGAUUUGAGACUUGCGGGGAAUGAACUGGGAGAUUCAGGAGUGAAACUGGUGUCUGCGGCUCUGAGGAACCCGGAGUGUAAAAUACAGAGACUGGGGUUGGACAAUAUCGAUCUCACAGUUUCUGGUGCCGAGAAUCUUGCCUCUGCUCUCAAAACAAACCGAUCACUGAUGGAUCUGAACAUGGGUCGUAAUAAACUGGGAGAUUCAGGAGUGAAACUGGUGUUUGUGACUCUGAGGAACCCGGAGUGUAAAAUACAGAAACUGUGGCUGAGAGAUAACAGUCUCACAGAUUCUGGUGUCGAGGAUCUCGUCGCCGCUCUCAGUACAAACCCAUCACUGACGGAGCUGGAUCUGAGUGAAAAUAAACUGGGAGAUUCAGGAGUGAAACUGGUUUCUGCGGCUCUGAGGAACCCAGAGUGUAAAAUACAGAAACUGCUUCUGUACAAUGUCGGUCUCAGGGAUUCUGGCGCCGAGGAUCUCGCCUUCGCUCUCAUUACAAACUCAUCACUGAUGGUUCUGGACCUGGGAUUAAACUCGCUCACAGACAGAUCUGUCCCGGCUCUCCGCCGCGUCAUACUGACCCUCCCGAGUCUGGGGCGGAUCGGGCUGCACUGGAAUCGGUUCAGUCCAACAGGAGAGAGGGAACUGAGAUCUCUGCAGGAACCCAGACCAGGACUGAGAGUGGAGUUGUGAAGAUCUGAAUGUGUGAUCAUCCCUGCUCGCUGGAUGAGGACAUGUUGGCCGAUUUCCUGCAAUACACGUUUAAUUUCUAACUGUUCUAACAGAUCCUGGCUUCAGCCGAGCUCUCUGUGAUCUCAGAGGCGGUGCCGCAGUGACGUGAUUCCACGUCCUAUCCAGUUCAAACAUUCCUUAAUUUACAUUUGUCAUGAUGAAAUCAAUAAACUGCUGUAACUUCCUGCAUUGGUGUCGGACCUGAGUCUCACUAGGGGAGAAACAGUGACCUGGGGUUACUGCUGCCCCCCGCACUCGGUGAACUGCAAUAAUGGUUCUGAGCUCCUCACACUGGUACAGCAGCGUCUCAGAGACGAGGCGCCCACAGACAGUUAACAUCUACUGUAAUGUCAGACGUGAUUUCACUGAGUUCCCAAGUACGAAUGGGAUGCGGGAUGGAAUACCGGCAUUCAGCACAGGGUGAAGUUCCAACCGCAUCGUCCCAUCACACACUCCCGGGGUCAGACACAGAGUGAAGCUCCCUCAACAUCAUCCCAUCACACACUGUCGGGGUUAGACUCAGAGUGAAGCUCCUUCCACACCUUCCAUCAAACACUUCUGGGGCAGACACAGAGUGAAGCUACCUCAACACCGUCCCAUCACACACUCCCGGGGUCAGACAGAGAGUGAAGCUACCUCAACACCGUCCCAUCACACACUCCCGGGUUCAGACACGGGGAGAAAACACGUCUCUGCAGUGUGAGAUAUACCAAAAGAGUUCUUGAGCUGAAACAGAUUACAAAGGACAUUCUCAUUGUGUUCACCUUGGAACUGUAGCAUAGGGAACCACAAACACACACACACACGCACACACACACACACUCAAUGAAGUGGUACAGCUGCGCCUCAGUUCCAGGCUGAGAUUGUCCAGUCCCCAGGAUCUCUUCAGUCCCUAUCCCCAUCCAGGCUGACCACCGCUUCCUUGCACCCGAGAUACACCCACUCUCCUGACCCCAGCCUUCCUGAGCACUCUCCUGGCUUUGCAGACAAAAUUGACAAAAGAGAUUGGAAGCUCAUAUACGGUAUACUAUCAGACCUGCAUCCUCAAUGGUCGGAAACAGCAGAGGGUCAGACACAGAGUGUAUCACGCUCUCCACGGAUCAGAUACAGAGUGAAGAUCCCUCUGCAAUGUCGCAUCACACAGUCUCUGGGUCAGACGCAGAGUGAAGCUUCCUCCGCAUGGUACUAUCACACAAUCUCUGUGUCAGACAGAGAGUGUGGUUUACUCCACAUCGUCCCAUCAGAACCAUCCAGGGUCAGACACUGAAUGAAGCUCUUUUUAAAUCAUCCAAUUACAUACAACUGGGGGUCAGAAACACAGUAAAUCUCCCUCUCCAUUAUCCCAUCACACACUCCCGGGUUCUGAGACAGUGAAGUUCUCUCCGCACCAUCCCAUCGCACACUACCGGUGUCAGACACAGAGUGAACCUACCUACACCACGUCCCAUUACACACUCACAGGGUCAGACAUUGAGAGAAUCUCUGUACACACCAUGAAAUAACCCACUACCGGGGUCAGACACUGAGAGAAUUCCCUCCACACUGUAUAAUAACACAAUCGCAGGUCAGACUUUGAGAAAAUCUCCCUCCAGACUGUCCCAUCGCACAAUUCCUGUGUCAGACACAGAGUAAGGCUCCCUCCACAUUCACCCAUCACACACUGUUUUAGCGUGGAAGCUUCGUUUGGAGUUUUUCUGCCAGUUUGGACUGGGUUCGUUGACGGCUCCCAGCUGCAGCUGCUGGCAAUUCUCCAGGAGACCGGUUUGCUCCAAACAACGGAGACAAACGCCAUUGCUCUCCCAUUAACAUCGGAACAACGUCCCUCCUCUUUAUCGUCGUGAUUCUCGUUCGGUGUAGGAGCCGGAGCAUCUGUUGAGAAGUCUCGACCUCUCACGGCCUGGAAGUUCUGCAGGACCGACGGAGCCUUUCCUGGCGCUGGAAUUUCUGGUGCCGAGCCUGCAAGAUACUGUCGAGUACAAACUUUUCAGGCCAGUCACUCAACUCGUUCCAGGACUUAUAACCGACACAUCCGUAUAUCUCUAGAUUUGGACAUAGUGUCAGCAUGCCGGGCCGUUCUCCACGGAGUUGCAGGCCUUCGGGGAGUUGGAUAAAGACGGCUGCAUCUCCAGCCUCGGACAACGCCUUGUUUUGGUCGGUGAAAGGAGAACGCGAGUGCAAUGUAUUUUGAAUCUAAGAACCGCCCUGCAAAAUAUAUGUGGCGGCUC
Hypanus sabinus (Atlantic stingray) is the source of this 3626-nucleotide messenger RNA. RefSeq names its product NACHT, LRR and PYD domains-containing protein 3-like. Gene Ontology annotation, molecular function: protein binding. NCBI's taxonomy places the organism in Eukaryota, Metazoa, Chordata, Chondrichthyes, Myliobatiformes, Dasyatidae. The coding region runs from base 1 to 1362 and encodes 453 amino acids. Gene Ontology annotation, cellular component: cytoplasm. The transcript has 6 exons. The record is from RefSeq and is a predicted model, not a curated record.